CGUCAACAGUUUAGGUGGACAGGCAAAACCCCCAUUAUUCCCCCACUGAGCCUGGCUGAAUAGUUGUCAUUAUUAACGAACUGCCAACACCUUGAAGAUUUACUCACCUGUAUAUAUAUAAAUAUAUAUAUACCUUUAUACUCUUUGUAAUUUACUGGUACUAUACCGAUACUACCUCUCUCUGUGUGUGUUGUAUGGCUCCUCGCAAGUUCCGUGGACCGAAACCCGGCGCUGCAGCCGUGACCCGUCCCCGCAAGGCCAUUCAGGAACAGUCGCAGGCCUUCGAGGCCGUCAAGACUCGUCGCUGGCGGCAGCGGCGGUCAGAGGCCGAGCGCUGCAUUGAAAACGCACGUACGGGUGAUCGGCUUGCGGUGUAUUACGCGCAAAAGAGCAUCCGGGCGAAGCCGUCCUUCCAGGCGUUGAGUCCGGAAAAGCAACAGGCGGCUCUCUUCGAGGCAAAGAAGGAGGUCAUGGACCGACGAGAUAAAGGACAACGCUCAGAGGCGAUGGUACGUCGGAAUAUUGAAGUCUUGGAAAUUAUAAAGAAGGCUCAGGCGGAGGUAGAGGCACGGAGGACUGCAAGCCAGCCAAGCUAACCUCCUUUUCUUCCUCCUCCUUUUUCUUUAACUUCUUUCCUAGUAUGCAAUGAUACCACUUUGCUGUUUUCCAACCCUUCAGCGUCUUCAACCCCUGAAAGUAAAGUGAUUCAGGUAUAUAGAUCCAGCCAGAAGUUCAAGCCUUGAACACUAGUGCCGUUCCUGAACGAUGUUUGUUGCAUGUGAAGAUAUUGAUCCUCGGAUCAGAGCAGACAGCAGGGGAGAAAAGACAGACUGUACAGCUAUUUGUCUCGAAUAGAUGCAGCCCCCAGGCACGGAGAGAGGACAACUCACUAGAAUGUCACGUAACUCCUCUGGACGGCCCAUGAUUUGCUUGAUGCCAGAGUUCCCCAUGCUCGACACAUGCAAAUUCCUGGGGAACAUCUCGGCUGUUCCCCAUCGGUUCCCCCGCAUUCCAUCCCCCCCCC
Messenger RNA from Penicilliopsis zonata CBS 506.65, 1024 nucleotides. RefSeq lists its product as hypothetical. The coding region runs from base 195 to 596 and encodes 133 amino acids. Lineage: Eukaryota; Fungi; Ascomycota; Eurotiomycetes; Eurotiales; Aspergillaceae. The transcript is spliced from 2 exons. The record is from RefSeq and is a predicted model, not a curated record.